This is a messenger RNA of Leptosia nina, 2034 nucleotides long. Lineage: Eukaryota; Metazoa; Arthropoda; Insecta; Lepidoptera; Pieridae. The record is from the annotation of a GenBank genome assembly.
AUGAAAUACGCGGCGUUAAUCGCGUUUCUCGCGGCCACCAGCGCCGCCAGCCCAACAGCCGUGGACUACGUGCGCUACAACUUCUUCACCUUCGAGAACCAGCUAUGGAAGAACGUGACCGACCCGGAGUGGACGCAGGGGGGCCUCGCCGGUGACAUCGAGCUGACAAAGGCCUUUGUCGCUUUCGACGAGCAGAUAGCGUCGGUGCCGCGUCCGCCGCGUCCACCGCUCGACUCCUGGCUGUGGAUCAAGGCGGUGGAGAGGCUGCAAGUGAUAGAUGGCUUCUACAAGAGCUUCUUGGACUUCGUGCACCGGCAGUCAAAGCCGGGGGGUGUUGCGGCGCCGAGUCGCGAGUGGCUGGACCUGGCUGAGAGUGUGCUGAUGGAUCCCAGUACGUCUGUCGCCCAGGCUGUGAGGAAACUGCACGAUCUUUUGGAGCACGGGGAUAUGUUCCGUUCCGUUUUGCAGGAGAAACACCCAGACGUGUGCGACCUUCAGCUGUCUCCCCACCAGCUCAUCUACGAUAUGUACAACACCAUUGCCCUGACUGAAAUCAAGGGUUACGCCAUGAUGCAGUUCUCCUGGAUGUUGCUAAGGAUAUAUGGAAAAGGCAACUUCACCCAAGAAGCCAGUCUGACGAGGCAGAGAUACACAGAAAGAGUCGUCCGCACAGCUGUAGCCGCCAAAGACGCUCUCUCUAUGGCCAAGCGGGAUUUGUACAGGUGCGACCCAGCAGAACACGCCAAAGGUGUAACCUACGAGGAGGUGACGAGACUCCUCCAGGGCUACAUAGAGAACGAAGUCGACAUGAACGAAGGCCAGUCGUGCAGUGGAAACUGCGCUUACUACACGGUCGCCAAGAAUCAUGGAUGCUUUAAGGAGCAGUACUGCUCCAAGCAGCCAACUUGCAGGGGACGCAUAAUCAACUGCCAGUAUAUUGACUCUGAUAUGUGGAUCUGCCCAGCGAGUAAAACCAGUACGCGACGCUACGAAUGGAUAGAAUAUGAGAACGGGCGCAAACUGGGACGAGGGGCAUCCUGCUCAAGAGGAACAACAAAGGUGGAUUCUUGGUGGCGAUGGUUAUUCUGGCACUGCUCGUACUGUAUGUGCCUUUGCGACGAGUCAGGUCCGACCUCAGACCGGUACUUCAGCCUAUGGGACGCCACUUCCGAUGUCAAGAACAAUAAGUUAGUCGACUCCUGGUGGAAGUGGUACCUCGUCCACUGCUCCUACUGUUUCUGUAUAUGCGAAGAUGAUGUAAACGUCGCUGAGCGUUCGUUCAGUUUGCGCGAAGCAAGCGCAGCCAUCGACAACAACAAAGUUGUCACCGGAGUGCGUCUGGUGAAGCACGGCCAGGUGUUCCACCUGCAAAUCAGCGAGGGUAAGCUGGGCGAGCGUGGAACGGUGACGGCCGGCAGCUGGGUGCCGGUGCAGAAGUUCGACAUCAAUGAUCCGGACGUGCGGGACGGCGUGGACUACCACACACUCUCGUACGAGAGACGUGCGGUGGAUUUGGACGAGCUGGACUCACCGUACAGGCAUAUACUGACAGGUGUCAGGUUCCGUAUGAUCGGGGCACAUUUGCACUUCGAGAUUCGGUCGACGCCCUUUAAUUAUACGACCGGCCGAUUGUCGCCCGAGCGUAGCGUUUGGAUCAGCAAUGAUAAUACCGAUGGGGCUGAAGUACCAAGGAGCAGGAUAAAUUUAUUCAGCCCGGACGUCCCGAUACGCAGUAGCUCUCCCCUACCAGUGGACUCGACACACGAUCAAUUCAUUGAGUUUACCAAUAGCGAUUUGGAUGCAGACGCUGCGCAGAGUACUGUGCCUUUUAUAGACAUACAGCCAAUCGAGCCAUUGAAAGGUGGUUCAUUGAUUAGUGGUGCCGGCAUGAUACACCGUGGAGCCCGUGGCUCUGGAGGGUUCAUCGCUCCAAAGCUCAUCACCUACGACUACUCCCGCCACGUGAAAGCCGAGCUACCGAUAGACAUCUACGAGGGGGAAUCCCCCGAUUUCAUGCCCGUAGCAGCCAACUAG